Messenger RNA from Perca fluviatilis (European perch), 1416 nucleotides. It is a transcript of the gene commd5, whose product is annotated as COMM domain containing 5. The record is from RefSeq and is a predicted model, not a curated record. Gene Ontology annotation, cellular component: nucleus. The coding region runs from base 120 to 755 and encodes 211 amino acids. The transcript has 7 exons. Lineage: Eukaryota; Metazoa; Chordata; Actinopteri; Perciformes; Percidae.
GGCGGAAGCUGUCACAUAAACAGAAAACUGGCAUAAAAAAAGAGCACAAACGGCUCCAAUAAACUUCUCAUUUUGCUAUUUAUUAUCUCCGCAUGCAGCAUAUGAGUGCAUGGUGAGUCAUGUCUGCAAGCCAUACAAAGGACUCCAGCUUUUUGGGAGGCAGGAUACCACCAGAAAUCGACUCAUUGUCGAAAAACCUGAAGGAUGUGGACCAAGAGAUGUUCAGAAAAAUACUGAAAGCUGUGGUCAGCGCCCUGGAGGGGAAGGACUGCAGAGAGGUGAUGAAGUCUAUAGCAGAGAGCAGCAUCAUCCCCCAGGAUAGGCUCAGUCACAUCGUAGCUGGGAUGUACAGAGUUUUGUCCGAGGCCAUCCGCAUCCCCACAUCAUCCCUUAAACCGGAGGCCUUCAGAGAAGAUCUCAAAGAACUAAGGAUACCUGAAGACUUUAUCACCGACUUCGCCAGUGUGGUUUUUGGCAACAGGCGUGCAGCUCUAGAUGCGGCAACUUCCCAGAAUGAUCCUCACCUCCCCACAUUAGAAGACUUUAAAUGGAGAGUGGAUGUUGCCAUUUCUACAAGCUCUUUAGCCAGGGCCCUGCAGCCUUCUGUUCUGAUGCAGAUGAAACUAUCGGACGGGAGCUUUCACCGCUUUGAGGUGCCUGUGUCUAAAUUCCAGGAGCUCCGUUAUAACGUGGCUCUGAUUCUCAAAGAGAUGAACGAUCUGGAGAAGAGGAACAUUCUCAAGAUCCAAGAUUGAUAUACAACGCAGGCCGACUAUUUAAUAAAGCUGUCCUCUCUGCUUGUUUUGUAAGAUUUAGCGGAGUUUUGUAAAUUGCAUUGAAUCAUUUUAAUCAUUUCAAAUGUGAUAUUAUGAGAGAUAAUAGUAAUCUGCCUGUCCUGGUGUUAUGAUUUGAUGGUGUUGGCAUCCAACAUACUUAACUGCUGACAGAGUGCAAAAUGAUAACAAUAGUUAGCCAGUUGGCUGCUUUACAGGAGUACCUAAUGGCCAUACUGAAGACAAAAAGACAAGGACUCCCAGCCUGUAUUUCUUUAUAUUGCCUUGUUGUAAACUGUACAUAUUAGCAAUAUUAAAUUCAGUGGUUGAUGGGAGAGUGGAGUCAGCUGAAAAGCCUCCAUUGUGCCAAAAUACAAAUGCAGUCAAGUGAGCACUCAGACACUCUCUUACUAAGUAGCCACUUUACCUGGUCUUGUGUGCUGUUUGAGACUGAACAUUUUGUACACUCACUUCUGAAACAUGAGGAUGGAACAAAAGAUGUACUUGUCUUUUGAGUUGUAGCACUGUUGUAUUAAAAAGUCAAAUAGUGUCUUUUCUGUUAUUUUGUACGUUUGCCAUAAUAACCUCAAGAAUGUUUAACUCUUGAACCACAUUUCUUAAAUAAAAUCUGUCCAUUCCUGUA